AUGAACGAUCACACCGACCUCAAAGAAUCCAUCCACCUCUAUACCAAAAAAGGCUCCUCAAACGGAGUUGAAACAAUAAUGCUACUGGAAGAAUUGGAGCUUCCCUACUACCUCUGCAGCGUUAAUCACAUCGAAGAAAUUCCAGACAAGAGAUUCGAUUUCGCUGAUAUUCAUAACUAUCUUCCGAUUCUGACGGACUUCCACCCCAAUGGCCAGAGGUUCAGAGUUCAGGAGUCUGGAGCUAUCGCUCAAUAUCUUAUAGCACGCUAUGAUAAAGGGCACAAGCUAUCUUACCCCACUUCAUCAUCACAGCACACCGAAGUUAAUAACUGGCUGUUCUUCUUGGCUUCACGGCUAGGGCCAAACCACAGGGAAGCAGCUCAUUUCCUCAAAGCCCCAGUAGAGGUCUCUUACGGAAUCUCACGCUUUACGAACAAGACGAUUCAGUUAUAUUUCGCCACCGAGAGACAUCUACAAAACUCGCAGAUGCCGUAUAUUGUGGGCAAUAUAUGCACAAUUGUUGAUUUUCUUUACUUCCCAUACGUUGCUGAAGCGAAAUCCGCUGGCAUUGAUAUAGAUGAAUUUCCUGCUCUGAAUUCAUGGUAUAAGAAUAUGCUUCAACGUCCCGCUAUUGCGGAAUUCACGUUUACCUCCCAUGUCCUGCUCCCAAAAGAUCUCUCAGAAAAUCACAUGCAUGUUGGGCUUCUCGGUCGCCUUGAGUUGCCUUCGAGGAGGCAUUCUGUCGUCACCGAAGAUGUUUCGGGCCUGUGUCAUAUGUAUACAGAGUAUGCAGUCCAGGCAGCCUCUUCCAACUUUGGGAAUAUGCCGUGA
Messenger RNA from Penicillium argentinense, 831 nucleotides. RefSeq names its product glutathione S-transferase family protein. The record is from RefSeq and is a predicted model, not a curated record. The transcript has 4 exons. Bases 1 to 831 code for a protein of 276 amino acids. Lineage: Eukaryota; Fungi; Ascomycota; Eurotiomycetes; Eurotiales; Aspergillaceae.